GCUUGGCAGUGGCGGGCGUGGCCAGAGCCACCACCAGCGGCCAAGAUGGCUGCCAAACAGGCGUCCGCCAUGUUCGGCAAGCCCCUCACGGAGGCUCAACUGCUGGAGCGAUUCCAAUCCUGCUUGAAAACUCAGGGCGUCAAGUUCGUCAAGCUCAAGGCCACGCUGGCCAAUGUGCGGUUCUGGGAUUGUAAGAGCAAGCGCGCUGAGGCGCCCGGCAACCUCAGGGGCCGCAGAAUCCUGGCUGCGGUGCAGCUUCGCCAGCUGUGGGUGAUGAAUCAGCAGUGUGGGCUGCUGCUGGAGCUGCGGGACGUCAAGCUGGACGAGGACGUGGAAGAGUGCCCGCUAUAG
Molecule: messenger RNA, 351 nt
Organism: Symbiodinium pilosum
Lineage: Eukaryota; Dinophyceae; Suessiales; Symbiodiniaceae
Source: the annotation of a GenBank genome assembly